Messenger RNA from Penicillium paradoxum, 939 nucleotides. RefSeq names its product zinc-binding alcohol dehydrogenase family protein. Bases 1 to 939 code for a protein of 312 amino acids. Gene Ontology annotation, molecular function: oxidoreductase activity, acting on NAD(P)H. NCBI's taxonomy places the organism in Eukaryota, Fungi, Ascomycota, Eurotiomycetes, Eurotiales, Aspergillaceae. The transcript has 2 exons. The record is from RefSeq and is a predicted model, not a curated record.
AUGACCACCCAAAGCGCUAUUGUCGUCCAGGAGCCUGGCCGUGCGAGUUUGGCACACAAUGUCCCGAUUCCCGACUUAUCGGAUGACUAUAUUCUCAUCAAAACAAAAGCCGUCUUUCAAAAAGGCGAUCGCGUUGCUGGGUUUGUACACGGCAGCAAUGCGGUUCGCCUCAAUGGUGGUGCAUUUGCCGAGUAUGUGAUCGCAAAGGGCGAUCUCCAGAUCUUGAUACCCGACUCCAUGAGUUUUGAGGCGGCAGCCACGUUCGGCGUUGGUCUGACAACCGUUGGUCAGAAUCUGUACCAAAGCAUGGAAUUACCCUUCCCAGGCGAUCCGCCAGGUGAGACAGAUGACACCAGUAUUCUCAUCUAUGGAGGGGCCACCGCUACCGGCACUCUGGCUAUCCAACUAGCAAAACUAUCGGGACUGCGAGUGGCUACCACAUGCUCGGAAAGCAACCGCAGCUUUAUGUUUGAGCUCGGGGCGGACGCCGUUUUUGAUUAUCACGACCCCCAAGUGGGUGACCAGAUCCGAGAGGAUACCGAUGAUGCUCUAGAACUUGUCCUGGAUACAAUCUCUACCCCCCAGUCAGCGGCCAUAUGCAGUGCUGCCAUUUCGUCAGCCGGUGGCUCCUAUAAUGCCUUGCUAGAUGUGCAAUGUCCCCGAGAAGAUGUCGAUUCACAUGUCUCCAUGGCAUACGACCUUUUGGGCGAGCCUUACCGCAUGGGGGCACAAGAGACAUCUCCUGAUAACACAAACUUUGAGUUUGGUGCCAAGUGGUGGGAAUUAGCACAGCAGCUGCUUCACGACCGUCGCAUUCAUCCUCAUCCGUAUCAAGUCAAACCAGGCGGCUUGGCUGGAGCCUUGGCUGGUCUCCAAACAUUACGGGAAGGUAAAGUUCGAGCCUGCAAGCUGGUUUAUCGAGUGGAUGAGGUUGAGUGA